GUGCUGGAAGUUCAUCCUUGGAGCUCUCACCGACUCGCGACGACCAUCACGGCGAUACUUCUCAGAGAGCUGAUUGGGUACCGAGUCGCCUUCAAUCCGACAGAGAACCCACGGGGCCUCUACGAGCGACUACAGAAGGUAUAUCAAGAGGAGGAGGUGGCUCAUGCUCUCCUGCGACGAGGCGAAAACUUUGAGUAUGCAAACAUGGAGGUCUGGAACACCAGAAUCGAAGCGUCACAGAGUGUGGCCAUGGUCGAUGCUGGCGCGAUAGGCUAUCACGGCUACAGUGGCCAUUGA
Messenger RNA from Symbiodinium necroappetens, 297 nucleotides. NCBI's taxonomy places the organism in Eukaryota, Dinophyceae, Suessiales, Symbiodiniaceae. The record is from the annotation of a GenBank genome assembly.